AUGACCGUCAACACGAUAGUUCUAGACGCACUCAUCGUCGGCGGCGGGUUCGGCGGUGUCUACCAACUCAAACGUCUUCGCGAAGAGGGUUACAAUGUCAAACUCGUCGACGUCGCCUCUGACUACGCAGGCGUAUGGUUCUGGAAUCGAUACCCAGGCGCUCGAGUUGACAGCGCCAUACCCCAUUACGAAUUCUCCGACCCCGAGCUAUGGCGUGACUGGAACUGGACCCAGCGAUUCCCUGGCAGCGCUGAGCUGAGAGAAUACUUCUCAUAUGUCGCCAAGAGAUGGGAUCUCCGCAAGGACACCUUUUUCAACACGUAUAUCUCCAAGGCUGUGUGGAAUGAAGAAACGAGCAAAUGGGAAAUCGAGAGUAAGGACGGCAAGAAAUUCGUCGCACGAUACCUUCUCUUGAACACUGGCUUUGCAGCCAAGCGACACACACCUAAUUGGAAGGGCAUAGACAAGUUUAAUGGUCUCUGGGUCCAUCCUUCAUACUGGCCUGAGAAGGAACCUGAUCUGCAGGGCAAGAAGAUCGCCGUGAUCGGAACCGGCUCCACGGGUGUCCAGCUCGCACAAGAGCUUAGCCAGGUUGCAAGCGAGUUUGUGCUUUUCCAACGAACGCCCAACAUGGCACUGCCCAUGAAGCAGAUUGAAUACUCCCGCAACGACAAUGCAAUCUCAGAAGAGCGUUAUAGAGAGGUCUACAGCGGUCGACACGAGAGCUAUGGUGGAUUCGACUUCAACUCUUAUCCUCGGGACACUUUCAGUGAUGAUGCCGAGACACGUCGUGCAAAAUAUGAAGAACUAUGGACCCAUGGCGAUUUCAAGUUUUGGCUUGCAAACUACCAAGAUAUGCUCGCUCGAGAGGACGCCAAUGCCGAAGCCUAUAAGUUCUGGAAGUCCAAGGUCCGAUCUCGCGUCAAGGAUCCCCGCCUCCAGGAGAUCCUAGCUCCAGAAAAGCAGCCGUACAGUUUCGGCUGUAAACGAAUUUCUCUUGAGAACGGUUUCUACGAGAUCUUCAACCAGCCCAACGUCUCCUUGGUAGACGUGAAUGCCACGCCAGUUGUUGAAGUUACAGAGCGCGGUAUCAAGACAACUGAGAAGGAGUGGGAGUUUGACGUUGUAGUCUGUGCAACUGGCUUCGAUGCCAUCACUGGUGGUCUGAAGGACAUCAACAUCAGCGGAGUAUCGGGCGUGAAACUCGCUGACAAGUGGGAGACUGGCGCCAAAACGUACCUCGGCAUGGCUGUCGCUGGAUUCCCCAACAUGUUCUUCACAUAUGGACCUCAAGCACCGACGGCUUUGUGCAAUGGCCCGACAUGCGCUGAGUCACAGGGCGAGUUCAUCGUCAGGGUUAUGAAGUACAUGUCGACUCAAGGCCGUCACAAGAUCGAGGCGCGUGAGGACGCAGAGGCUGAGUGGGGAGACAAAGUCCGGGAAUUUGCUAAUGCUUCCCUUUUCCCCAAGACUAAAUCGUGGUAUAUGGGGGACAAUAUCCCAGGCAAGCCGCGCGAGUGCUUGAUUUACCUUGGCGGCGUUCCAACUUAUACCAAGACGCUGGAAGACUGUACUGAGAAUGGUCUUGAAGGCUUUCAGUUGAAAUAA
This is a messenger RNA of Fusarium fujikuroi IMI 58289, 1608 nucleotides long. Its product is annotated as monooxygenase-like protein. The record is from RefSeq and is a predicted model, not a curated record. Gene Ontology annotation, molecular function: N,N-dimethylaniline monooxygenase activity; NADP binding; flavin adenine dinucleotide binding. Lineage: Eukaryota; Fungi; Ascomycota; Sordariomycetes; Hypocreales; Nectriaceae. The transcript has 2 exons. Bases 1 to 1608 code for a protein of 535 amino acids.